Messenger RNA from Aspergillus versicolor CBS 583.65, 434 nucleotides. RefSeq lists its product as uncharacterized. The coding region runs from base 110 to 355 and encodes 81 amino acids. Lineage: Eukaryota; Fungi; Ascomycota; Eurotiomycetes; Eurotiales; Aspergillaceae. The transcript has 2 exons. The record is from RefSeq and is a predicted model, not a curated record.
CGACCCCAAUGCUCCUAAUCCUUGACCCUGGACAACGCCUUGAAAUUUCACGAUUUCUUCAAGGCCGGGCUCAUUGUGUUACUCGUAGUAUCUCCAUUGCUUCUUUCAAAUGUUGCACUCAUUAUUUCUCUUUAUCCCAAGUCUCCAGACUCUAAAGGCUUUCUCGCGUCUUCGUCAGUACGGAGACCACAGUGGGCCCAGCCCCGGACCCUCGAGAUACGGCGUGAUUGGCUGGCCGGAGCUAAAAUUGGAAGAAUUGCCUCAAACCAGGCCGUCACGAGUUGUGGCUGGUCCAGGCCAACGGGAUUCUCGAAGGCACGAUAUCGAAAAUCGAAAAAGAACCCCCAAGAGGUAAGAGCGUCUUCAUCCAGGCAAACUAUCCCGGGUAAAGGAGGCAGAACCGGGGCCAGAUAUCCAAGAGUUGCUGAUAUGGA